AUGGGAGCCCUCCAUCUUCUCAUUCUCCUCGCAGUUUCGACGGCUUCGAUCUACACCGGUGUCGACGGAAGCGCAGCGAAGGACGACUACGACAUGCUUCGUGGCCCAAUCCACGCACCGCCGGGCAAUUCGUUCAACUCGUUUGCGGGGAAUCCCAACCGACGCCGCGGCUACGACGUCUCCUCUCACCGCCACGGCCAUGCUACGGAAGGCGAAGCUAUCCUUGUGAACAUCUUGGCCGGCGUCUUUGGUUUUGCAACUUCUUUGCUCUUUUCGCUCACAAUCUGGAACCGGUGCAUUUCCCGUCCCUCGAAAGUAACUCAUAGUCCUAUCGCCACCACCGGGGAGCGCAGAAACUUGUUGGGCCGGACAGAGUCGCUGCAGGUGUCUCUGGGCCAGAUCUCACCCAUGACGAUCUCCCGGAGGCUGACCGUGCAGCUAACUCCCUCCGAUCUACUACAUGCAACUGCAGAUUUCCACCCCGAUCGUAUUAUCGCGGUUGGGAGUGCGCAGCUGGGGACGUCAUACAAGGCCUUCCUCAGCGACGGAACUGCGCUCACCGUCAAGCGGCUGCGGUCGUGCAGGCUCUUCGGCGAGGCCCUCUACUCCGCGACGAUCAGUCGCAUUGGUCGACUCCGCCACCCCAACCUUGCACCGCUCUUGGACUUCUACACAAUCAACGACGAGCGCCUCCUCGUCUACAAGUACAUGCCGAACGGCGCCCUCUCCUCCCGACUACACUCUUCCUCUCGCUCUCUGGAUUGGCCUGCUAGGCUCAAGAUAGCAAUCGGUGCCGCCCGCGGUCUCACGUGGCUCCACCAUUGGUUCCACGCUCCCCUCCUCCACCAUUACAUGAGCUCGAGCACGAUCCUCCUCGACGAAGACUAUGAGGCCAAGAUCACCGAUUUCGGCCUCUCGGGGCUCCUCGAAUCGAACGUCGGGGAAUUGGGCUACGCGGCUCCGGAGUAUGCUGCGAAUCCGGUCCCGACCACAAAGGGCGAUGUUUAUGCAUUAGGAGUGGUGCUACUGGAGCUAGCCACAGGGAGGAAGCCCGGUGAGAUCGGCACGGAUGCGGUGGGGAUACGUUUUGCAGGAAAUUUGGUGGAUUGGGUUCGCAAGCUUGCGGGCGAAGGUAGGAUCAGAGAUGCUGUUGAUGAGUCGCUGCGCGGGAAGGGCCAUGACGUCGAAAUUGUGGAGUCCUUGAAAAUAGCCAUGGGAUGUGUUGUAAAUAGUCCGCAGGAGAGGUUCUCAAUGUAUGGAGCGUACCGGUCGCUGAGGAACGUUGGCGACGGUUACGGCUUCUUGGAGCAGUUUGAGGAGAUCCCACUGGUUCAUGGGGCAGACGGCUGCAGUGCGAGAGAUUAA
Molecule: messenger RNA, 1365 nt
Organism: Ananas comosus (pineapple)
Lineage: Eukaryota; Viridiplantae; Streptophyta; Magnoliopsida; Poales; Bromeliaceae
Product: probable inactive receptor kinase At1g27190
Exons: 1
Coding region: 1-1365 (454 amino acids)
Biological process (GO): protein phosphorylation
Molecular function (GO): protein kinase activity; ATP binding
Source: RefSeq, a predicted model, not a curated record